AUGAAGUACAAUCCGCGGGUAUCGAGCUCCCGGAGGAAGAGCCGGAAGGCGCACUUCACGGCGCCGUCGUCGGUGCGGCGGGUGCUGAUGAGCGCGCCGCUGUCGUCGGACCUGCGAAGCAAGUACAACGUGAGAUCCGUGCCCGUGCGCAAGGACGACGAGGUGCAGGUUGUGCGAGGCACCUACAAGGGCCGGGAGGGCAAGGUCGUGCAGGUUUAUCGCCGUCGGUGGGUUAUCCACGUAGAGCGCAUCACUCGCGAGAAGGUCAACGGCUCCACGGUGAACGUCGGGAUCAAUCCCUCCAAGGUCGUCGUCACCAAACUCAAGCUCGACAAGGACAGGAAGGCCUUGCUUGAUCGCAAGGCUAGAGGCCGCGCGAGUGCCACCGACAAGGCCAAGGGCAAAUUCUCCGCUGAGGAGGUCGUCACCUUGUCCGCUGGGGGCGCGGCCUCUUCUAUUGGCGAGCUGGAUUGA
Spirodela intermedia is the source of this 474-nucleotide messenger RNA. The record is from the annotation of a GenBank genome assembly. NCBI's taxonomy places the organism in Eukaryota, Viridiplantae, Streptophyta, Magnoliopsida, Alismatales, Araceae.